Messenger RNA from Etheostoma spectabile (orangethroat darter), 4122 nucleotides. RefSeq lists its product as uncharacterized. Gene Ontology annotation, molecular function: nucleic acid binding. Gene Ontology annotation, biological process: DNA integration. The record is from RefSeq and is a predicted model, not a curated record. The coding region runs from base 1 to 4122 and encodes 1373 amino acids. Lineage: Eukaryota; Metazoa; Chordata; Actinopteri; Perciformes; Percidae. The transcript has 8 exons.
AUGUCUCAGAGAAUUGUAGCUCCACCAACACAAGAAGAAAGGCCCAACUUGGAACAACUGAAAAGCCAGUUGCGACAUGAACUGCAGCAGGACCUGAUGGGCGAGGUGCGGGAACAGAUGAAGACCCUCUCAGCCAACCUAAUGGAAGAGGUCAGGACCCAAUUAAUGAGGGAACCGUCGUCAGCCCUGAGCGACCGACCAACGACGGGCCCAACGUAUACGUCGCGACAAGGGUCUAGGUCGGCUUACCAGUGGGAUACAGAGGGGAACCAUCCAGGGUUGGCCGCUUUUAAGACCACCAUGCCACUUGUUCAGAGCCAGGCUUGGGUCAGAGCCUUUGCAGAGUGUCGUCGGAUCGCUGGAGGGGAAUCCCUUCCGCCCUACCAAGGCCAAGUCAAGUUACCACGCCAACAACCAGUGAUCAUCCCCCCACAGACAGAAAUGCUGGUAUGGACACAGGUAUCCGAAGGGGCCCCAAAACAGAAUUGUAACGUGAUGAUUGAAUCUCUUCCAGACAGUGGUGCGGAGUGGUGCGUGGGCCGUACGUUGGCAGUGAUAUGUGAUGGAAGGGUCCCUGUACGGCUGUGCAACCCUAAUCCAUAUCCGGUAGAGAUUCCCCAGCGACAGCCGCUGGCCCAAGUGACAGAAGUGGCUACAACUGACAUUCAAGGAGAACGGGAGCUGGUUUUUAACAACGUAACAGCGGAUGUGGUGGAGGUUGAGGUGAGGCACAUUGGAGUGGAAGACACAAGCGGGCCACACCCAGCAGUGACUCUGCAGGGAGAUGGACUGACCCCGGACCAACAGGGUGAGUUGACAAAAUUGUUACACAAGUGGUCAAAAACCUUUGCUUGUCACGAUGAAGAUUUUGGCUGUACCAGCGUGGUGAAACAUCAGAUCCCCACGGGUUCAGCUCCCCCCAGUCGUGAGCGGUACCGGACUGUUCCCCCUAGUCUCUACACAGAAUUGAGGACUUUGCUGCAGAAUAUGCUGACGGGAGGAGUGGUAAGAGAGAGUGCAAGUCCUUGGGCAGCUCCAAUCGUGCUGGUGAAGAAAAAGGAUGGGAGUUGGCGGUUCUGUGUGGAUUACAGGAGGCUGAACGCGUGUACCCACAAAGACGCCUACCCUCUGCCCCGGAUUGAGGAGGCGUUGACUGGACUAAAGGCUGCCCGAUGGUAUUCUACCUUGGAUCUAGCCAGCGGGUAUUGGCAGGUCGAAAUGCAUCCAAUGGACAGAGAAAAAACCGCCUUUACCACGCCGUUCGGGUUGUAUGAGUUCAACCGGAUGCCCUUUGGAUUGUGUAAUGCCCCUGCAACCUUCCAACGAUUGAUGCAACGUUGUUUAGGUAACUUGGUAAAUGACUUUCUGCUGAUUUACUUGGAUGAUGUGGUUGUGUUCUCUCCCGAUUUUAGGAGUCACCUGCGUCACCUGGAGGAGGUGUUUCGGUGUCUCCAUGAACAUGGGUUGAAGCUUCAACCUACUAAGUGCCGUUUGUUCCAGCGAGAGGUGACGUACUUGGGGCACGUCAUCAGUGAACAAGGAGUGUCCACUGAUCCAGAAAAGACUAUUGCAGUAAGGGACUGGCCAAUUCCUCAGACUGUAAAACAGGUAAAAUCCUUCUUGGGUUUUGCAGGUUAUUACCGGCGGUUCAUACCCGCUUUUUCUAAAAUAGCCCUUCCCUUAAAUGCUCUAACUCACGGAACGACUACACAGAGUAAGAACGCCCCAAUCACGUGGACGCCGGAAUGCCAACGGGCCUUUGAUCAGCUCAGAGAGGCGUUGCUUACCACCCCUGUGUUAGCCUACGCAGACUUUUCCCAACCAUUUAGGCUAUACACGGAUGCCAGCCUAGAUGGGUUGGGGGCGGUAUUGGCCCAAGUACAAAAGGGGAGGGAGAGGGUUAUUGCCUAUGCUAGCCGUAGCCUACAGCCAACCGAACGGAACGAUCAGAACUAUAGCUCUUUUAAGUUAGAACUGCUAGCUUUGAAAUGGGCCGUGACGGAGAAAUUCAAAGACUAUUUGUAUGGGGCUGAAUUCACUGUGUUCACAGACAACAACCCACUGGUUCACCUGGAGACCGCUCGUCUGGGCGCAGUGGAGCAGCGAUGGGCGGCCCAACUAGCAAACUUUAGGUAUGUCAUAAAGUAUAGACCGGGUGCCCAAAAUAAAAAUGCAGAUGCUCUCUCCAGGUUGCCAGAAGUACAGGACCAAACACCCUUCCUCGCUGGCGGAGCAGUGGUGGAGGAGCCGCCCGGGGCAGAACGACAGGACUCAAUGCCGCCCCUCACCAGCGGAGCAGUGGUGGAGGAGCAGUCCUGGGCAGACCGACAGGCUGGGGACCCGGAACUGAGGCUGAUACGACAGCGGAAGGAGCAGGGGCUGCCACCUUUAGAGACCAACCGCCGGGACUCUCCAUACGGCCCUCAGUCCCCAGGGACAGCAACUGGUGUGGCGCUGUUUAUCUCCAGGAUGAACAGAAGGCGAAAAGGAUGCAGGCGGCUGCUGAACUCAUUGCUCUCACUGAAGCAUGUAAAACUGGCUGAAGGUUCGUCUGUUACGACCUACACAGACUCCAGAAUCCAGGUGUCUGCUGCCCUGCCCCACCCAGCUAGAGGACUGCUCCACACGCUGCAGCCAGGAGAUUUUGUGGUCAUAAGAAACUUCAGGAGGGAAAACUGGCAAUCCAAACGCUGGCAAGGUCCCUUCCAGGUUCUUCUGGUCACCCACAGCAGUGAAGAUGGCAUUCUGGGGCGACUACAUCGGGAGACGGGGACCGGAGGAGAGGUUUUUCAAGUGGUGGUCCCCAAACGAGAAACUAAAGAGGUGUGGGGGAUGUACCAUGACAAGAUGGGACACCCGAGUGGAGAAAGGACCCUCACCACCCUGCAACGACGUUGCUAUUGGCCGAGGAUGAACGAGGACGUAAGAGAGUGGACAGCAGCCUGCCCCCAAUGCGUCUGUGCGAAGGCUGGGGCCGAGGUAAAAGUUCCCCUUUUACCCAUUUUGACUAGUUACCCAUUUGAAGUAGUGGGGGUAGACUACCUGUCUUUGGGGCGGCCGGAGGAUAGGCACCCCUACAUAUUAGUGAUAACAGAUCUGUUUUCUAAGUAUGCCCUGGCAGUACCGACCCGAGACCAGUCAGCGAAUACCACAGCACAGGCCCUGUACAACCACUUGAUCCAGACCUUCGGCUGCCCCGAGCGUAUCCUGACUGAUCGAGGAGCAACAUUUGAAUCAUCAGUAAUGAAAGAACUGUGCCAGCUUUAUGGCUGCCUAAAGAGCCGCACUACCGCCUACCACCCGCAGGGGAAUGGGGCAUGUGAGAGGUUCAACCAGACUUUGUUGGGGCUGUUGAAUUCCUUGGAAGAAGUAAGUCAAGCCCAGUGGCCAAGUCGACUGCCCGCUCUUGUACAGGCAUAUAACAACACCUUGCACAGUACCACUGGGAUGACACCACAUUUUGUGGGUGUUUGGAAGACAUGCCAGGCUGCCCGUGGACUGGGUAGCCGGGUUGAAGCCUACGAUGGAGCCCUAUACCCUGUCGGGUUGGGAAGGAACACCAAAGAGCCUUACAACAGGCUUAUCAGACAACAGGAACCAGAGGAACCGCAGCCUGCUGUGUCCCCGCAAAUGGAACCCAUGCCCCCUCCAACGGUUGGCUGCCCAGAUGGGUGGCAGCUGGUCCUAGCCAGCCACCAGCGGAGCAAGACCCGUAUUGGACCAACCACCUGGCCCUCCAGUAGAACCGGCAGCCCAAAAAGAGAGGUAAAACCCUUUGACGAUACGCCGCUCUACACGGCCGAAUUUGGGUCUGCCCCCAGCUCGGGGAGAGGCUCGGCAGAAGCGGCAGAGAAGCCACAGAGAGAAGCCACAGAGAGAAGCGACGGGGAAACAACGGGCGAGGGCAAGAGGAAUUGGUGGAAGAGGAGGAGAGCAGAGCAGAAUCGAAGCAAGAGAAGCGAAGCCAAAGAGACACGGAGGAUAGCGGUAGCGGAGACGAGUGGACGGAUGGGAGAAGCGUUGAUCUUGAGAGUGUUGAUCUUUGUUCUGGAGAGCUCUCUCUACUCUGUUCCCUCCCAGUGCCAGCUACGGAGCACGAAGACGCUACGCCGACCAGAAUAA